Hirsutella rhossiliensis is the source of this 5058-nucleotide messenger RNA. Its product is annotated as clathrin and VPS domain-containing protein. Gene Ontology annotation, biological process: receptor-mediated endocytosis; intracellular protein transport; Golgi to endosome transport. The transcript is spliced from 4 exons. Gene Ontology annotation, cellular component: clathrin coat of trans-Golgi network vesicle; actin cortical patch; clathrin coat of coated pit. Bases 1 to 5058 code for a protein of 1685 amino acids. The record is from RefSeq and is a predicted model, not a curated record. Lineage: Eukaryota; Fungi; Ascomycota; Sordariomycetes; Hypocreales; Ophiocordycipitaceae. Gene Ontology annotation, molecular function: clathrin light chain binding; structural molecule activity.
AUGGCGCCUCUACCCAUCAAGUUUCAGGAGCUGGUGCAGCUCGCCAACGUCGGAGUCGAUACGCAAUCCAUCGGCUUCAACUCUUGCACACUCGAGUCCGACUCGUACAUUUGCAUCCGAGAAAAGAAGAGCGAGGCGGCCCAACCCGAAGUUGUCAUCGUCGAGCUCAAAAAUGGCAACAACGUCACGCGACGGCCAAUCAAGGCCGACAGCGCCAUCAUGCACUGGAACCGCCUCGUCAUUGCCCUCAAGGCCCAGUCUCGAACCCUGCAAAUCUUCGACCUCGAGCAGAAGAAGAAGCUCAAGUCGUGCACAAUGAAUGAGGACGUCCAGUUCUGGAAGUGGAUCAGCGAGUCCACCCUCGGCCUGGUCACCACCAGCAGCGUCUACCACUGGGACGUUUACGACCCGGCCCAGGACGCGCCCACCAAGGUCUUCGAGCGCAACGCCAAUCUGAAUGGCUGCCAGAUCAUCAACUACCGCGCCAACGAGGACGGCAAGUGGAUGGUGGUGGUGGGCAUCUCCUCCCAGGGCGGCCGCGUCGUCGGAGCCAUGCAGCUGUACUCCAAGGAUCGUGGCAUUAGUCAGGCCAUCGAGGGUCACGCCGCUGGCUUUGGCUCCCUGAGGCUGGAAGGCGCUCCGCAGGACACCAAGCUCUUCAGCUUCGCCGUCAGGUCCGCCACGGGCGCUAAGCUGCACAUUGUUGAGGUCGACCACCCCGAGUCCAACCCUGUCUUCCCCAAAAAGGCCGUCGACAUCUUCUUCCCCCCUGAAGCCACCAACGACUUCCCCGUGGCUCUGCAAAUCUCCCAAAAGUACGGCGUCAUCUUCAUGGUGACAAAGUACGGUUUCAUUCACCUCUACGACCUCGAGUCCGGCUCCUCCAUCUACAUGAACCGCAUCUCGAGCGAGACCAUUUUUACCAGCUGCGCCGAUGACGACUCGUCUGGCCUCGUGGGUAUCAACCGAAAGGGUCAGGUGCUCUUCGUCACCGUCGACGACACCACCAUUAUCCCCUACCUUCUCGAGAACCCUGCGAAUACCGAGAUUGCCAUCAAGCUGGCAUCGAGAGCUGGACUCCCUGGUGCAGACAACCUCUACGCGAAGCAGUUUGACCAGCUGUUCAACUCUGGAAACUACAUGGAGGCCGCCAAGAUUGCCGCCAACUCUCCCCGGGGCUUCCUCCGAACUGGGGAGACGAUUGAAAAGUUCAAGAGACUGCCUGCGCAGCCGGGUCAGAUGGCCUUCACCCUGCAGUACUUUGGCAUGCUCCUCGACAAAGGCGCGCUGAACCAGCAGGAGACCAUCGAGCUCGCCCAGCCCGUCCUCCAGCAGAAUCGAAAGCACCUGCUGGAAAAGUGGCUCAAGGAGGGCAAGUUGGAUUGCUCGGAGCAGCUCGGCGACAUGGUGCGGCCGUACGACGUCAACAUGGCCCUAACCAUCUACCUGAAGGCCAACGUGCCUCACAAGGUCGUCGCGGGCCUCGCCGAGACUGGCCAGUUUGACAAGAUUCUCCCGUACGCCGCCCAGACCGGGUACCAGCCCGACUACAUUCAGCUUCUGCAGCACAUCAUCCGGACCAACCCGGAGAAAGGCUCCGACUUCGCAUCAGCCUUGGCCAACAGCGAGCAGGGCCCGCUCGUUGACUUUGAGCGUGUCUGCGACAUCUUCCAGUCACAGGGCAUGAUUCAGCCGGCGACCGCGUUCCUGCUUGAGGCACUCAAGGAGAACAAGCCGGAGCAUGCACGCCUCCAGACGCGCCUCCUCGAGAUGAACCUGAUGCAAGCGCCUCAGGUGGCCGAGGCCAUUCUCGGAAAUGACAUGUUCACGCACUACGACCGGCCUCGGAUCGCCCAGCUCUGUGAGCAGGCUGGCCUUUUCCAGAAGGCCUUGGAGCUUUACGAGGAUCCCGAGGCCAUCAAACGGGUCGUCAUCAACAUUACGGGCAGCCCCAACUUCAACCCAGAGUGGUUUACCAACUUCUUUGGCAAGCUGUCCGUGGAGCAGUCCCUCGACUGCCUCGACGCCAUGAUGAAGCACAAUAUUCGCCAGAAUCUACAGGCAGUCGUCAACAUUGCGACAAAAUACUCGGAGCUUCUUGGCCCUGUUCGGCUGAUUGAUCUCUUUGAGAAGUACAAGACCGCCGAGGGACUUUUUUACUAUCUCGGCAGCAUCGUCAAUCUUUCCGAAGACCCCGACGUGCACUUCAAGUACAUUGAGGCUGCCACCAAGUCGAACCAGCUUAACGAGGUCGAGCGCAUCUGCCGGGACAGCAACAGCUACAACCCCGAAAAGGUCAAGAAUUUCCUCAAGGAGGCCAAGUUGCCCGAGCAGCUGCCGCUUAUCAUCGUGUGCGACCGUUUUAACUUUGUCCACGACUUGAUCCUCUACCUCUACCAGAACCAGCAGUUCCAGGCUGUCGAGGCCUACGUCCAGCGUGUCAACCCCUCCAGGACGCCCGCGGUCGUUGGCGGUUUGCUCGACGUCGACUGCGAAGAGAGCAUCAUAAAGCAGUUGCUCAGUACCGUCAACGCGCAGCAGAUCAGCAUUGACGAGCUGGUCUCGGAGGUCGAGUCGCGCAACCGCCUCAAGCUACUGCUGCCAUUCCUGGAGGCCACGCUGCAGUCUGGAAACCAGCAGCAGGCCGUGUACAAUGCGCUUGCCAAGAUCUACAUCGACUCGAACAACAACCCCGAGAAGUUCCUCAAGGAGAACGAUCAGUAUGACACCUUGACGGUCGGCAAGUACUGCGAGAAGCGCGACCCCAACCUGGCGUACAUUGCAUACUCCAAGGGCCAAAACGACCUGGAACUCGUCAAUAUUACCAACGAAAACUCAAUGUACCGAGCUCAGGCUCGCUAUCUGCUGGAGCGAGCCGACGCGGAGCUUUGGCGCUUCGCCCUCAGCGAGAACAACAUCCACCGCCGCUCUGUCGUGGACCAGGUCAUCUCCACCGCGGUCCCCGAGUCCACCGAUCCUGCCAAGGUUUCUGUUGCCGUCGCCUGCUUCCUUGAGAACGACUUGCCCAUGGACCUUAUUGAGCUCCUUGAGAAGAUCGUCUUGGAGCCAUCUCCUUUUAGCGACAACCAGAACCUGCAGAACCUGCUCAUGUUCACGGCAGCCAAGGCCGACAAGGCUCGUGUGAUGGACUACAUCCACAAGCUUGAUGCCUACAACGCCGACGAUAUCGCCACGUCCUGCAUCGAGGUCGGCCUUUUCGAGGAGGCCUUUGAGAUCUACAAAAAGGCCGACAACAAGUCGGCGGCGGUCAAUGUCCUUGUCGAGCACGUCGUUAGCAUCGAUCGCUCUCAAGCGUACGCCGAGGAGGUUGACAUUCCCGAGGUCUGGAGCAAGGUGGCCAAGGCGCAGCUCGACGGUCUCCGCGUUCCGGAUGCCAUCGAAUCGUAUAUCAAGGCCGACGAUCCCAAGAACUACGAAGAGGUGAUUGAGAUUGCCACCCAUGCGGGCAAGAACGAGGAGCUUGUCAAGUACCUGCGCAUGGCUCGCAAGACCAUGCGGGAGCCGGCAGUCGACACCGCCCUGGCCUUUUGUUACGCUCGCCUGGAUCAGCUACCCGAGCUCGAAGACUUCCUGCGAGCCACCAACGUCGCCAACAUUGAGGAGUCUGGCGACAAGGCUUACGAGGAGGGCUUCUUCGAGGCAUCCAAGAUUUUCUACACCAGCAUCUCCAACUGGGCCAAGCUUGCCACUACGCUUGUGCAUCUCGAGGACUACCAGGCUGCCGUCGACUGCGCACGGAAGGCAAACAACAUCAAAGUCUGGAAGCAGGUGCAUGAGGCGUGCGUGGCCAAGAAGGAGUUCCGCCUGGCCCAAAUUUGCGGCCUGAAUUUGAUUGUCGACGCGGAGCAGCUGCAGACGCUGGUCAAGGAGUACGAGCGAAACGGCUACUUUGAUGAGCUCAUCAACCUACUCGAGCAGGGCCUCGGCCUCGAGCGCGCCCACAUGGGCAUGUUCACCGAGUUGGGCAUUGCUCUCUCCAAGUACCACCCAGAGCGACUGAUGGAGCACAUCAAACUGUUUUGGUCGCGGAUGAAUAUGCCCAAGAUGAUCCGCGCAUGCGAGGAAGCCAACCUGUGGCCCGAACUGGUCUUCUGCUACUGCCACUACGACGAGUUUGACAAUGCCGCCCUUGCCGUCAUCGAGAGGCCCGAGAACUCGUGGGAGCAUCAGCAGUUCAAGGACAUUGUGGUCAAGGUGGCCAACCUGGAAAUCUACUAUCGCGCCAUCAAGUUCUACGUCGAGCAGCACCCGUCGUUGCUCACGGAUCUCCUCGCUUCUCUGGCGCCCCGCGUCGAUGUUAACCGCGUCGUCAAGAUGUUCCAGAAGAACGACAGUCUGCCGCUCAUCAAGCCAUUCCUUCUCAAUGUGCAGUCGCAGAACAAGCGCAUAGUCAACGAGGCCGUCAACGACCUGCUCAUCGAGGAGGAAGACUACAAGACGCUGCGUGACUCGGUGCAGAACCACGACAACUACGACGCGGUCGGGUUGGCUAGCCGUCUGGAGAAGCACGAUCUCAUCUUCUUCCGCCAGAUUGCUGCAAACAUCUACCGCCAGAACAAGCGGUGGGAGAAGUCGAUUUCGCUGUCCAAGCAGGACAAGCUCUUCAAGGACGCCAUCGAGACUGCGGCCACGUCGGGUAAGACCGACAUUGUUGAGGAUCUCGUUCGAUACUUCGUCGACAUUGGCCACCGCGAGUGCUUCACGGGCAUGCUGUACGCCUGCAAUGACCUCAUUCGUCCGGAUCUCGUCUUGGAACUGUCCUGGCGUCACGGCCUCACGGACUUCACCAUGCCCUACAUGGUCAACAUGCUGGCGCAGCAGACCAAGGAGCUCACCAUUCUCAAGGCCGACAACGAAGCCCGAAAGGCCAAGGAGAAGGAGCAGGAGAAGACGGAGGAUGACCGGCCCAUUCUUGGUGGGUCUCGGCUCAUGAUUACUGCCGGACCCGGUGGCGGCAUGGGCGGCGGAGGCAUGUCCCCCGCCCCUUACGGCCAGACCAACGGCUUCGCACCGCAACCCACCGGAUACGGUUACUAG